AGCAAGGUAGGCUGAACGCUGGUCACCCCAGGCUCUUGUGGAUGGAGUGCAGACGGUACAGCCGGGGCCCCGGGGGAAGCAGGAGUCGGACGGGCCACGGACAGGAUGCAUAGCGGAAGGGCCCCUCCUCAGCCUCUGUGGACAUAGAUUUCCUGACGUGAAUGCGUUAAUGUGGGGUUUAUCUAGCUGUGCAUUUUGUGGAGCCUGUUCUUUUUUUUUCUUCGUGUAGAUAUAACGGUGUCGUGUGUGUUCAGCACACUGGGUGUGAGCAGACAGAACUUGUGUCCAUGCCGUCACAUUGGAGAGCUUGUGGGCGCCUAUGUGUGUCCCAGGUUCAGAGUGUAAAUGAUGGAAAGGCAGCCUCCUAUGUAAUGUGACCUUAGAAGCUGCCUUUGUCAUACUUGAAUCUUCUGCUGCAAGGGGCUUGCCGUUUUUCAUGUUGUGUUGGCCAUUUACUUGCCCCUUCAGCCCCCUCUACCCUUCCUCCUGUCUGGAUACAUGAAGCGUUGUAAGUCAGACGAAUUGCACCCCGAGGAGGUGGCUGCUGCACAAGAUGCACCUUUGCCACCCACUGUCAUGGAAGUGCGAGGAUCCGAUUGCCCAUCGCCUGGGGAUGUGGGCUCAACAGGACCAUCUGUCCCCCCGGUACCCCCUGUCUACACACGGAACAAACCGCCAGACCUCAAGAAAAUCCAGCAGCUUUCUGAGGGAUCAAUGUUUGGACACGGACUGAAGCAUCUCUUUCAUAGCCGGCGGCGUUCAAAAGAGCGGGAUCAUCAGGCUUCCUCAGAACCCCAGGUUGCUUGCUCAACCCCAGGUCCUCAAACCCCACAUGCAUCCCAAUCUGCCCCUUUAUCAUCUUCUGACCAUGACUCUGCAGAUGAAAAAGAGCGAUCUCCAGAAAUGCACCGAGUGUCUUAUGCUGUCUCUUUGCAUGAUCUGCCAGCACGGCCAACUGCCUUCAACCGUGUUUUACAACAGAUUCGCUCACGUCCUUCUGUAAAGAGAGGCUCUGGACAGCACGGAAGUGGCAGGCGGAGCAAGAGUGGACCUGGAGAAACUGCUCAUCAUCACCAUCACUCACAGUUGCGUGGAGGGAGUCCUCACCUUCCCCGUCGUCCUCCACCAAUGGAUGGUGGUUUAGCUGCAGUAUUACACCAUCACCAAGGCAGACCACGUUCUUCCUCCACCACUGAUGCUGCACUGUUAGCUGGAGGUGAUACAGCUGGUGCUGGCAGUUUUGCACAUGAGGACCAGGACAGAGCAAUAGAAAAGCAAUCUGACAAAGGGGAUUUGAGUACACUGAGUCUUCCCCCCAGUGCACUUCAUGGAGGCUCCGAAGGAAACAUUAGCCUGGAAGUCCCCGAAGGGGCACCAGAUCCACAGCGCACUAAAGCAGCCAUGGACCAUCUACACCAAAAAAUCCUUAAGAUUACAGAACAGAUAAAGAUUGAACAAGAGGCCAGGGAUGAUAAUGUGGCAGAGUAUCUGAAAUUGGCCAAUAAUGCAGACCGACAACAGGCCUCUCGCAUCAAGCAGGUGUUUGAGAAGAAGAACCAGAAAUCUGCACAAACAAUUGCCCAGUUACACAAAAAAUUGGAACAUUAUCAUAAGAAACUGAAGGAGAUUGAACAAAAUGGUAUAUCACGACAGCCAAAAGAUGUCUUGAGGGACAUGCAGCAAGGACUAAAAGAUGUGGGAGCCAACGUGCGGGCAGGCAUUAGUGGCUUUGGUGGAGGCGUAGUAGAAGGUGUUAAGGGGGGGCUUUCUGGCCUGUCACAAGUCACGCACACAGCAGUGGUGUCAAAGCCCAGAGAGUUUGCUAGCCUUAUUCGCAACAAAUUUGGCAGUGCUGACAACAUUCCCCAUCUAAAAGAUGGCAUAGAAGAAGACAGUGAGACACAAGGGGGUGCAAGAGCACUGAGUGGCAGUGCAACUUUGGCACCAAGUCCCAAGUAUGGGAGUGAUGAUGAAUGCUCUAGUGCUACCUCAGGCUCAGCUGGAGGAGGAAGUAAUUCUGGGGCUGGACCUGCAGGACCUGGUAGCCCAAGAUCUAACACUCUAGAUGGACAUCACCAUGGGCACCAUGGGGGCUUUGAUGCCAUUCUUGAGGAACUCUGUGAAAUCAAGGAUGGGCAGAGUCAUCUUGAGGAUUCAAUAGAUGACCUAAAAUCACAACUGCAGCGAGACUACAGCUACAUGACACAGUGUCUCCAAGAAGAGCGCUACAGGUAUGAGCGUUUGGAAGAGCAGCUUAAUGAUUUAACAGAACUACAUCAGAAUGAGAUGACUCUGCUUAAACAGGAGCUAGCCAGCAUGGAGGAGAAAGUUGCUUAUCAGUCGUAUGAACGUGCCAGAGAUAUUCAGGAAGCUGUGGAGUCUUGUCUCACCCGUAUCACUAAACUAGAGUUACAGCAACAACAGCAACAGGUUGUCCAGUUAGAAGGGGUGGAAAAUGCCAAUGCUCGUGCUCUACUAGGCAAGUUCAUCAACGUGCUGUUAGCUCUCAUGGCUGUCCUUCUAGUUUUUGUAUCCACGGCUGCAAGUUUCAUCACACCAUUGAUGAAAACACGCCUACGCCUUUUGUCAUCUCUGCUCUUCCUCCUCUCACUGCUCACCCUCUGGAGGCACUGGGACUGCAUUACUUAUGGUCUAGAACAUGUUCUCUUGCCAAGCUGAUCCCUCAUCCUUGAUAUUUGUAACUCACACCAAUGUUCCCUCUCGCUGCUUCUGAAAAGAAGAAUCAGCUUAUUGGAAGAUGCUGGCCAAUUACUUCUUUACAUAUAUAACUGAAUGAAACUGUAUAUGCAUAUGUUAACAUACCUAUGUAGAGCUUUUUAUUUAAUGGCAGCUAUUUGGCACAACCAUGUGAAAUGUGAAGGCUAUUUAUAGGUUCCUCUAUUGUAGAUCUUCAAAUAACAAUGAAAGUAUGUAAAGGAACACUUUGUUUACAAAAUAUGUAAAGCAGAUUGAAUGCUUUUAUGGAAUGCCUGUGGAAUGGCACAUUUGGUAAAAGGUCCCUGCAUUAUUUUAUAUUAUGUUUUGCAAAGCUUUGAUUGAGUGAAGCAGUAAUCGGUAAUGCAAUCAAGGUUGAAUUCUUUGAAUUCUGAGUUUGAGAAGUAAUAAUAAGGUGUACAAUGAAUGGAUUGUGAGUUUCUGCAAUACCUCUCAUGAAACUCACCUUUUAUUUUAAAUACUUAUAAGGACAUGUCUGUAUAGUAAUGUGACUCCCUCCCUCUCUGACUUAUGUAAUUUAACCAGGCAUCAAGUAUUGAUUUUUCCUAACCUACCUUCCUUAAUGACUUUGCAAGAGGGUGACUGCUGUAUGAAUGCUGCAUAGUCAGCAUUACAAACAUCCAAAAAUGUAAAACUUUAUACAUAGCAAAAGAGCAUUUGUUUAAAUGUUUUCAUUUACUUUAAUGAAAAUGCAAUAACUAUAACAGAUUUUUAAUGUUGGUUAGUGCUUUACUGCACUAGCUUAUUGGAAAUACAUCAGUGGUUCUCUUUUAUAUCCAGCAGAUUGGCCUGGUAUCAUAACAUACAGUAUUUAGAAUGCAGUUUAAAAUUGCAUUGUAUUCAAUUUAUCUGUUUCUGUUGAGACAGGCUUGCCUGUUGUACACACGAGGAGUGCAUAUUUAUUUAUUUAUGUAUUUAUUUAUUUGUCUGUUUAAUCAUUUAAAUAGGAUUUCAGAUUAAUGUGCAUCUGUGGCCUAUUCACACACAUCUACAGGUUUAAUAUUUGGGAGAGCCCAAAAAAAAAAAACACAAGACAACAGACACUCAACACCACCUGUGUUAAACAACUUUAUUUCACUAUUUUAGAUUAUAUUUUUACAUUUUAAACAGAUGUACGGUAUGUAUACAUAAUUUGAGGGUGGAAGGUCUUCCUUUAAAAUGUAUGUGUACAUAUCUCAAGUUUGUCUAUUUUAAGUGGAAGACUUUUUAUCAUUGUAUUUCAAUAAUGUUUGGGAAGGCCAUUUAACAGCCUUUACCUUGUCCCUCACUUAUUUCAUGUAACAGAAAGUGUCACAAGGCAAGGUCUGUGUGUUAUAUUCUUUUGCUUCUCAAAGAAAAUAAAAUGUGCACACUGCAUAAACAUUUCUUGAUCAAA
Messenger RNA from Rana temporaria (common frog), 4111 nucleotides. RefSeq names its product transmembrane and coiled-coil domain family 2 (gene TMCC2). The record is from RefSeq and is a predicted model, not a curated record. Gene Ontology annotation, cellular component: endomembrane system. Gene Ontology annotation, biological process: amyloid precursor protein metabolic process. NCBI's taxonomy places the organism in Eukaryota, Metazoa, Chordata, Amphibia, Anura, Ranidae. The transcript is spliced from 6 exons. Bases 499 to 2679 code for a protein of 726 amino acids.